AUGGAAGCAACACAUCCUCUUUCAAUUGAAAGUUUUUCAUAUAGUUGCUUAGUGAACCUUAAACCAUCCCUUGAUCAAAGCCUUGAUAGUUCUUCUUCUUUUAGAAUUUCUGUUGAUACUUCUGACGAAUUAGGUUCAUCUUUCAUUGAAAUGGAUCCAAGAAUGCCAUCUUCUAGAAGAUUCUUUAUAAACUCACAAGAUCUCAAAUUUGAUUUUCCAAUUUCACAACAAUCUUCUCUCACUAUUCUUGUUGACGCUGAUCAACUCUUUUCCAAUGGUUACUUAAUGCCAUUUGGUAAUGACUCAUCAAAUUUAAAUUCAACCAUACCUUCUUCUUCCAUAUCACAUGACCCAAAAAAAGAGAUUCCUAUAGAAAAUUCUAGAACUCCUUCAUUGAAAAGGUGUGGAACAUUAUCAAGGAGAUUGUUUCAAAAGUACUUGAAUAUUUUGAAGUCUUUGUGUAGAAUAUUGAGGGGUCAAAAAUCAGGAUCAAAGCAUGAAAAUGGUGUUAAAAGAACUCAAUCAAUGAAGAAUAUUAGAGGAAAUUACUGUGAAUCAUCUCCAAGAAUUAGUGUUACUUAUUCCACGGACGAUUGGCGCAUGUCUUGUGAUUCUGAUAGUUCAAUUUAUGAAGCUGUUCUUCAUUGCAAAAGAUCUUUUGAAAGAAUGAGUUAA
This is a messenger RNA of Vicia faba (fava bean), 675 nucleotides long. NCBI's taxonomy places the organism in Eukaryota, Viridiplantae, Streptophyta, Magnoliopsida, Fabales, Fabaceae. The record is from the annotation of a GenBank genome assembly.